Molecule: messenger RNA, 2173 nt
Organism: Sipha flava (yellow sugarcane aphid)
Lineage: Eukaryota; Metazoa; Arthropoda; Insecta; Hemiptera; Aphididae
Exons: 6
Coding region: 6-1946 (646 amino acids)
Cellular component (GO): membrane
Molecular function (GO): ligand-gated monoatomic ion channel activity
Source: RefSeq, a predicted model, not a curated record
UGCAAAUGCGGUGGACGGUCGCGGUGAUGGUGCUGUUUUGGCCGGAGAUGGCCGACGGUGGUUUGGGACCGCACGUGCGGGACGACCGGCCACACCGGUUGACCGCGGCCAAACUGACGGCGUACGUGGACAAGACGUUCGGGCCGUCGCAACGAUGUUUGAGAGUGGUCGUGACCGACGACACUGCCGGGACGGCUGCCAUAGUGGCCAUGCUACACGGACGCGACCAGCGACCGCGCUGGGAGGACGAGAUCGGUAGCCGCCGGACGUUGACGACACCUGUGACCAGGUCAAUCGAGUUGAACGAGUCGGUUACGACGGCGGCGGCCGAGGACGGUCCAGAUAUGUUUUGCCAGGCUUACGUGGUGGUCGGACUUCGGCCGUCGGCUGUGGAGAAAUGCUUCGAUGAUUUCAGGAGCACCAACUCGGCCCACAGGAUGUUGGUGAUCGUGGUGCAGGAUAACGAGUUGAUCGAACCGUUCAUCAAAUAUUCACCGGAAUAUUUUAACUACAAAGAUGUUAUACUUAUAAACGUGAAUCCACAAAAAGAAACAGUAUAUCAAAUGAGCAUACAAUUCGAAAAAUUCAUUCCUAUUUCCAAUAGUCAGGACCAAUGGUAUAGACAUGACUUGGAAGGAAAGCGUAAAGUUAAAAACUUUCAUCAGACUCGUAUUAAGUUAUUGGUGUACAAUAAUUCAUUAUUCAGUAGUGUGAUAAUCGACAAAGAAACAGGAAAACUAAUUCUAUAUCACGGUGUUGAAUGCUGUAUAUUCAAAGAAAUCGCAAGAAGAUUAAAUAUUACAUGGGAUGUAUAUACGUCCGAGGAUAAUGACAAAUGGGGAACGGUACAGCCAAAUAAUACAGUGACCGGCGGUGCGCUAAGAUGGUUGAAUACCAAACAGGCCGACGUAUCGUUUUGUUCAUUUUGGAUUGAAAUAACGAAAUUGAAGUUUGUAGAUAUGUCCAGAUUUUGGGGAACAAUGUGUUUAAAGUUUUUGGUACCUAAAUCCAAGCCACUGCGAGAAAAAUGGGACUUACUGUUUAGACCGUUUCCAUUGAGCCUGUGGUUAUUAGUUUUCUUUUCUGCAAUUUUGAUCAUAUUCACUGUGUGGAUUCUAGCAGGCAUUCAAAAAAAAAUUGGAUUUGAAAGAAUAACCGUAUUUACUUCGUUAUCGUCAACUAUUUUUUGGAUUAUUGGAUCGAUGUUGCUAACUAACAAUCCACAAACUUACCGAAUGGGACCAAUUAGACAUUUAAUCAAUUGGUGGUGCAUGUUCGUGUUCAUCAUGUCAACUUCAUUUUCCAGUAAUCUUUACUCGUAUAUGACAUCACCGGAGUACAAUAAACUGGUUUUAAAGAUCGAAGAUAUGGUUAAACAUAACUACCAUUGGGGUCUUACAUAUCCACCACCCUUUGAUUUUAUUUUGAAAAUGCAGAACCCGGUGCACCGAGAGUUCAGCGAGAGGUUCACGCCGGAACGCAGCGCGGCCGACCGGAUCGGCCGGUUGCAGCGCGGCAAGUACGCGGUGCUAGUCAAGUGCCUGAACGAAAAGCACUUCAUGGAGUCGGAGGAGGUGCCGGCCGCGCUGCUUAACAACAUGCGGACGACGCGCACGUGCCUGAACCAGUUCAACAUCGGGUUCGGGUUCGCGCGGGGCUCGCCGUACGUGCGCCCGGCCAACCUGGUCGUGCAGCGGAUAUUCGAGAGCGGCCUGAUCGACUACUGGUCCAGUCGGGUGACCGAGGACCGCAUCACCGCGGCCACGUUCGAACGGGUGUACGAGACGAAACCGCGCAAGAACGACCACCCGACCGCGCUCACUUACAGGCAGUUCAAAGUGCUCAUGGUCGUGUGGACGGUCGGCUGUGCGCUGUCCGCCGUCGUGUUCGCCGGCGAAUGUCUGCGCGGCGCGUGGACGUCGGGCGGACGCGACAGUCGACCGUGACGGAUUUCGGUCCCGGUUUCGAAGCGGAAGCAAAUUUUUUUAUACGAAAUGUACAGGUACUCACCUCGUUGUUCCCGAGUAAUCGAAUCGAUUUUUUUCAUUUUACUUUUUACCUGAUCUACCUGUACAUUUAUCAAAUAUUUCAUUCGGUCGAAUCCAGUUGAUUCGAAUCCGGUUUUCAUUUUACUUCAUUAUUUUCAGUUUUAACCCGUAAACAUUCAUUCUUA